This is a messenger RNA of Thrips palmi, 6020 nucleotides long. It is a transcript of the gene Chc, whose product is annotated as clathrin heavy chain. Gene Ontology annotation, cellular component: clathrin coat of coated pit; clathrin complex; cell cortex. The record is from RefSeq and is a predicted model, not a curated record. Gene Ontology annotation, molecular function: structural molecule activity; clathrin light chain binding. The transcript is spliced from 9 exons. Gene Ontology annotation, biological process: receptor-mediated endocytosis; intracellular protein transport. Bases 1 to 5034 code for a protein of 1677 amino acids. NCBI's taxonomy places the organism in Eukaryota, Metazoa, Arthropoda, Insecta, Thysanoptera, Thripidae.
AUGACGACGCAGAUUCUACCGAUACGGUUCCAGGAACAUUUACAGCUUACAAAUGUGGGGAUCAACCAAGCCUCCGUGAGCUUCAACUCCCUCACGAUGGAGUCGGACAAAUUCAUUUGCGUCAAGGAGAAGAUGGGAGACACCUCGCAGGUGGUCAUCAUCGACAUGGCCGACCCCACGAACCCCAUCCGCCGGCCCAUCUCUGCAGACUCAGCCAUCAUGAACCCUGCAUCCAAGGUCAUUGCCCUGAAGGGGAAGGCUGGCGUUGAAGCCCAAAAGACUUUGCAAAUCUUCAACAUUGAAAUGAAGAGCAAAAUGAAGGCCCACACAAUGACAGAAGAUGUUAUUUUCUGGAAGUGGAUCUCAUUGAACACAUUGGCGCUUGUCACCGAGACUUCGGUUUUCCACUGGAGCAUGGAAGGUGAUUCAACCCCGCAGAAGGUCUUCGACCGCCAUUCAAGUUUGAAUGGUUGCCAGAUCAUCAAUUAUCGCACAGACCCCAAGCAACAAUGGCUGCUUCUCAUCGGAAUUUCGGCUCAGCAGAAUAGAGUAGUUGGAGCAAUGCAGCUCUAUUCAGUGGAGCGUAAAUGCUCACAGCCCAUUGAAGGUCAUGCUGCCUCCUUUGCCCAGUUCAAGAUGGAGGGCAAUGCAGAACUGUCCACCCUGUUUUGCUUUGCCGUGCGCACUGUUCAAGGAGGGAAGUUGCACAUCAUUGAAGUUGGUCAACCUCCAGCUGGAAACCAACCUUUCUCCAAGAAAGCUGUAGAUGUCUUUUUCCCACCUGAAGCUCAAAAUGAUUUCCCUGUUGCUAUGCAGGUGAGCUCAAAGUAUGAUGUCAUUUAUCUCAUCACCAAGUAUGGGUACAUUCACAUGUACGACAUUGAAUCUGCCACUUGCAUCUACAUGAACCGAAUUUCUGGCGAUACCAUCUUUGUUACUGCUCCUCAUGAAGCGUCUGGAGGGAUCAUUGGUGUCAACAGGAAAGGACAGGUUUUGUCAGUGUCAGUUGAGGAAGAUAAUAUCAUUCCAUACAUCAACACUGUGCUAAACAACCCUGACUUGGCCUUGAGAAUGGCAGUUCGAAACAACUUGGCUGGUGCUGAAGAUCUAUUUGUACGCAAAUUUAAUCAACUGUUCGCCAGUGGCAGCUAUACUGAUGCUGCUAAAGUAGCUGCCAAUGCUCCCAAGGGCAUUUUACGUACACCUGUAACCAUUGCCAAAUUCCAGCAAGUGCCUACUCCAGCUGGACAAACAUCCCCUCUUCUGCAAUACUUUGGCAUCCUCUUGGAUCAAGGCCAGCUCAACAAGUUCGAGUCUCUGGAGCUGUGUAGGCCUGUGCUGCAACAGGGCCGGAAGCAGUUGCUGGAGAAAUGGCUGAAAGAAGAUAAACUUGAGUGCUCUGAAGAAUUGGGAGAUCUUGUGAAGCAGGCAGAUCCUACUCUCGCCUUGUCUGUCUACCUACGUGCCAAUGUGCCAAACAAAGUCAUCCAGUGCUUCGCCGAAACUGGCCAGUUCAGCAAGAUUGUCUUGUAUGCCAAGAAAGUGGGCUACACCCCUGACUACGUCUUCUUGCUGCGCAAUGUGAUGAGAAUCAAUCCAGACCAUGGAGUGUCAUUUGCUCAGAUGCUUGUGCAGGAUGAUGAACCCCUCGCUGAUAUCAAUCAAAUUGUGGACAUCUUUAUGGAGCAGAACAUGGUACAACAGUGCACUGCAUUCCUGUUGGAUGCUCUGAAGAACAACCGUCCUGCUGAAGGCCCUCUUCAGACUCGCUUGUUGGAGAUGAACUUGGUUUCCGCACCCCAAGUUGCUGAUGCUAUUUUGGGCAAUCAGAUGUUCACUCAUUACGACAGAGCUCACAUUGCCCAGCUUUGUGAAAAAGCGGGACUUCUUCAGAGAGCCCUUGAGCACUACACCGACUUGUAUGACAUCAAGAGGGCAGUGGUUCACACGCACCUGCUCAGCCCUGAGUGGCUCGUCAAUUUCUUCGGCACUCUGUCUGUGGAAGACUCCCUUGAGUGCUUGAAGGCCAUGCUGACCAACAAUAUUAGACAGAACUUGCAGAUUUGUGUCCAAAUUGCUACCAAGUACCAUGAACAACUAACAACAAAGGCUUUAAUAGACCUCUUCGAAUCCUUCAAGAGCUAUGAGGGUCUGUUCUAUUUCCUUGGCUCCAUUGUUAAUUUCAGCCAAGAUCAAGAGGUGCAUUUCAAGUACAUCCAAGCUGCCUGCAAGACUGGUCAAAUUAAGGAAGUUGAGCGUAUCUGUCGAGAAUCAAACUGCUACAAUUCAGAAAGAGUGAAAAAUUUCCUGAAAGAAGCUAAGCUUACUGAUCAACUCCCGCUUAUCAUUGUUUGUGAUCGCUUUGACUUUGUUCAUGAUUUGGUCUUGUACCUUUACCGCAACAACCUCCAGAAGUACAUUGAAAUUUAUGUUCAGAAAGUGAACCCUUCAAGAUUGCCAGUUGUUAUCGGAGGCCUUUUGGAUGUUGACUGCUCAGAAGACAUCAUCAAAAAUCUUAUUCUUGUUGUCAGAGGUCAGUUCUCCACUGAUGAGUUGGUGGAAGAAGUGGAGAAGAGAAAUCGCCUGAAGCUGCUUCUGCCGUGGUUGGAGUCACGUGUCCAUGAAGGAUGUGUUGAGCCUGCCACUCACAAUGCUUUGGCCAAAAUUUACAUUGACAGCAACAACAAUCCUGAGAGAUUCCUCAAGGAGAAUCAGUAUUAUGACAGCAGAGUAGUUGGCAAGUACUGUGAGAAGCGUGAUCCGCAUCUUGCAUGUGUGGCGUAUGAACGGGGCCAAUGUGACAGAGAGCUCAUCAAUGUUUGUAAUGAGAACUCUCUGUUCAAGUCAGAAGCACGCUACCUUGUCAGGAGGCGUGAUGCUGAAUUGUGGGUUGAGGUUUUGAGUGAAAGCAAUCCUUUCAAGAGACCUCUCAUCGAUCAGGUGGUACAGACUGCCUUGUCUGAAACUCAAGAUCCUGAGGAUAUUUCUGUUACUGUGAAGGCUUUCAUGACUGCUGAUCUUCCCAACGAAUUGAUUGAGCUCUUGGAAAAGAUUGUUUUGGACAAUUCUGUCUUCAGUGAUCACAGAAACUUGCAGAACCUUCUUAUUCUGACUGCCAUCAAAGCAGACAGGUCAAGAGUGAUGGAAUAUAUCAACCGCUUGGACAACUAUGAUGCUCCUGAUAUUGCAAACAUUGCCAUUAACAACCAGUUGUAUGAAGAAGCUUUUGCUAUUUUCAAGAAGUUUGAUGUCAACACUUCUGCCAUUCAGGUCCUCAUUGAUCAUGUUGACAACUUGGACAGAGCUUAUGAAUUCGCUGAGCGUUGCAAUGAGCCUGCUGUUUGGAGUCAAUUGGCCAAGGCGCAACUUCAGAAGGGGCUGGUGAAGGAAGCCAUUGAUUCUUUCAUCAAGGCUGAUGAUCCCUCAGCAUACAUGGAUGUCGUUUCAACUGCUCACCGCACUGAGAACUGGGAAGAUCUGGUUCGCUACCUUCAAAUGGCUCGCAAGAAGGCAAGAGAAAGCUACAUUGAAUCGGAACUAAUUUAUGCUUAUGCCCGCACAAACAGACUGGCUGAUUUGGAAGAGUUCAUCUCUGGUCCUAACCACGCUGAUAUUCAGAAGAUUGGUGACAGGUGUUUCGAUGAUAAGAUGUAUGAUGCUGCCAAACUUCUAUAUAACAACGUCUCUAACUUUGCUCGUCUUGCUAUCACCCUAGUGCAUUUGAAGGAAUUCCAGGGUGCCGUUGAUGGUGCUCGUAAGGCAAACAGCACUCGCACAUGGAAAGAGGUAUGUUUUGCCUGUGUAGACAGUGAAGAAUUCCGCCUUGCCCAAAUGUGUGGGUUGCACAUUGUUGUACAUGCAGAUGAAUUGGAAGACUUAAUCAACUAUUAUCAAGAUCGUGGAUACUUCGAAGAGCUCAUUAACCUGUUGGAGGCUGCCUUGGGAUUGGAGCGAGCCCAUAUGGGAAUGUUCACUGAACUGGCCAUUUUGUACUCUAAGUACAAACCUGCCAAGAUGAGGGAACAUUUGGAGCUUUUCUGGUCACGAGUGAAUAUCCCCAAAGUUCUGCGAGCUGCUGAACAGGCUCAUUUGUGGGCUGAGUUGGUAUUCCUAUACGAUAAGUAUGAAGAAUAUGACAACGCUGUGUUGGCUAUGAUGACCCACCCCACAGAAGCAUGGCGUGAAGGCCACUUCAAAGACAUUAUCACUAAGGUUGCCAAUAUUGAACUGUAUUACAAGGCCAUUCAGUUCUACAUGGAUUACAAGCCAUUGUUGCUGAAUGAUAUGCUGCUUGUAUUAGCUCCACGAAUGGAUCAUACUCGAGCUGUUAACUUCUUCACCAAAACUAAACACCUUCAAUUAGUGAAACCCUAUCUUCGAUCAGUGCAAUCGCUUAACAACAAAGCAAUAAAUGAAGCUCUUAACAACCUCCUCAUUGAGGAAGAAGACUACCAAGGAUUACGCACAUCAAUUGAUGCCUUUGAUAACUUUGACAACAUCGCCUUAGCCCAAAAAUUGGAAAAGCAUGAACUAACGGAGUUCCGCAGGAUUGCUGCUUACUUGUACAAGGGAAACAACAGAUGGAAGCAGAGUGUGGAGCUUUGCAAGAAGGACCGUCUUUAUAAGGAUGCAAUGGAAUAUGCUGCAGAAUCCAAAAAUCCAGAGCUUGCAGAAGAGUUGCUCGCAUGGUUCCUGGAGAAGGGAUCAUUUGAUUGCUUUGCUGCAUGUUUAUUCCAAUGCUACGACUUGUUGCAUCCAGAUGUCAUCUUGGAACUUGCAUGGAGACACAACAUUAUGGACUUCGCCAUGCCUUAUCUCAUACAGGUUGUGAGAGAGUACAUUACUAAAGUUGACAAACUGGAAGAAGCAGAAUCACAAAGAGAAACGGAGACAUCAGAGCAUGAGCACAAACCUAUGAUGAUUCAGGAAGCACAGCUCAUGCUGACUGCGGGUCCUGGGAUGAUGCCAGCUUAUAGCCCAGCAUACAAUGCUGGUUACACUCCAGGCAUGCCCUACCAGGGCUAUGGCAUGUGAACUAAAUGAAUGGAGCUUUAAAACUCCGCUGCCUGUGAUGGCUCUGUCCUUGACUUAGUUGGUAUAAAUGCUAUAUAUUGUAUAUUUGUGGUUGCAAAGCAAACCUAUAUAAAUCUGACAAUAUUGUCCUAUAUCUGUUCUAAAAGCUCCAAUGAAUAUUUUUCUGGUUACUUUUUUCUUUUCCAUCCCUCUAGAUGGUAGUGGAUAUGAACAAAAGUAAUCUGGUGUUUCAUUCCAGAUGUUGUAGCAUGGUGUAUGUGAGAUCUUAAUUUUAAGAGGCUGAUUGUGGCUAAUCAAAUCCUUCUGUUUGUGCGAUGUUUACCCCUCCCCUUUUUAAUGUAAAUUGUUUUGAAUUCUUUUGCACGCUUCAAUCAUCUUUUCGUGUCUGUUCAUGGUGAUAGAAAAUGGUGAACAUGUUCACGAUGUUUUUAAGUACAUAUAUUAAAAUUUCUUAACUGUUUAUAUCAAAUAGCCUGUUCUGUCUGCACCAAAUGACUUGUUUUAAUCUGAAAAUUGCUUAUAAGUGCUCAUCUAUUUUUACUUUUGCAUUUUGUUCUUGUCUAGACAGUCUUUGUUAUUUAUUUGUUACAUUGCCUUAGAAAUGGUACAUUGUAAAGAGAUUCAAAUUUAUGAAAGGCUUGUAAUGUCAUUAGAUGGUAAGCGGUUUAUAUGCAUGUGCUCUCAUUUUAUUUAGCACUUCAGUAAAGAGUGGAAAUUAUUUUUAACGUUGUUUUUAACAGAAUUCAGUGUUCUGUUAUGUUGUUGGCCCAUUGUUGUAGAUAUCCGUACUAUAUUGUAUGUAAUCCAGUGCUACUUAUUGACUUUACUUUUGCGUCAAAUGUGUGCUGCUCCUGUGUCUGUUGUGAUCAAUAUGACAGUUACUUCUCAUUGCAAAUGAUUUCAGCACUAGAGAUGUAUAAAAAGAAAAAAAGAGUAUUGUAUUGUCCGACUGUAUCAAUAAACUUUACAGAGUAUUGUCGACCAAA